AUGGCAGAUACAGCACCUCAAGUCUCUUUCAAGAAGCGUUCGGUCAAGAAGACCAAUUUCCGCAAGAAGCCAGAAUCGCCGCCGCCUGAUGCGGACUCUGACUCCAGUUUCACCUCCUCCGAUGACGAAGAAGGCCAUAGGAUCAAGAGACGGCGCAAGAAUGCAGCAGUGUCUGCGUCUUCAACAUCAAAUACGCGACGCACAACAACCUCCGAUGAACCAGCUACGGCUGGCGCUGCCGUUCCUUUAACGGCCUCCAAUGACGCCACCAAACAUUCUAACUGGUACGAUGACGAGUUGAACGAGAAGAACCUCUUAGGUACCACACGAGCUCGGCCAGCGGCUACAGGGGCAGAUGCGCCCGACGGUACAUACAAGGGCGCGGCGAACUACCAAUCGUUUAUUCAGAAAAAUCCCAACGCUCCUGCUAAGACGUUCGGUCCGAUUAAAGCGCCCACCAAUGUGCGAACAGUAACAUUCAUGGAUUAUGCGCCCGAUGUUUGCAAGGACUAUAAACUCACCGGAUACUGCGGUUUUGGAGAUUCUUGCAAGUUCAGUCAUAUGCGUGAAGAUUACAAACAAGGCUGGGAGUUGGAUCGGGACUGGGAAGUCAGCACAAAGGGCAAGAAUCUGGGCGGUAAAGUGGUAUCCCAGAGAGGGGGUCAAGCUGGCGAGGAUGAAGACGAUGAAGAGGAACAACUCGAGAACAUUCCUUUUGCCUGCAUCAUCUGCAAGAAACCGUACCAGAAUCCCAUUGUCACCAAAUGCGGACACUAUUUCUGCGAGUCCUGUGCUCUGCAGCGGUAUCGCAAGAACCCGUCGUGUGCCGCCUGCGGAGCCGGGACCGGUGGAGUUUUCAACGUUGCGAAGAAGCUUAACGGCCUUCUUGAGAAGAAAAGGGAGCGUGCACGACAACGCCGGGAGCAGGCCAUUGCAAAUGGCGAGGAAGUCAGCAGCGAAGAAGACGAAGACGAAGACGAAGAGCAAAACAGCUCUUGA
Molecule: messenger RNA, 999 nt
Organism: Aspergillus nidulans FGSC A4
Lineage: Eukaryota; Fungi; Ascomycota; Eurotiomycetes; Eurotiales; Aspergillaceae
Product: U2-type spliceosomal complex subunit CWC24
Exons: 1
Coding region: 1-999 (332 amino acids)
Cellular component (GO): nucleus
Molecular function (GO): metal ion binding
Source: RefSeq, a predicted model, not a curated record